AUGGAAAAUUUCUGUUUUAUACCUCCUGCCAUAGCAUCCCCCAGGGAAACCCGAGACGACAAAGUCAGCCGCGCUGAUGAGGACCCCUCCGACCCAAGUGAAGGCAGGAACAUGCAAAAGGGUAGCAGGGGCAGUCUACCUCAUGCCCCUAAGGAGAAGGUGGAACUGCUAGCUACGGCUGAAAUUCCUUUGCAUGAUGGGGCGCGAGAAGGGUAUGCUGAGAGUUCAGAGGAUGAACAAGCCAAGCCAUUAGGAUUCUGGAGCCGAUGCCUCCAUUCUUGUGUUGGCAGAGGGGAGAGAAGCAGAAACGGAUGCAGAAUGUUCCGCUGGAAGGCCUCGAAGAGGAAUGCUGACCCGCAGAAAAUUAACCCCCCUACAAACCUCAUUCCCUUUCUACCACCUCAGCUCUUCAAAGAUAGGGGGAAAAAGACUCUAGUAGUAGACCUAGAUGAGACUCUCGUACGCAGCACUUUCAAACGACCCUCCAGGUACACCUUUGUGGUUAAGAAAGGCGAUGAAUUCACAGAUUUUGCUAUUAACGGCCACCAAAAGGAUGCAUGGGUAUUUAUGGAGUGGCUUGCCCUCUUUCUAGACGAAGUAUCGAAGUGGUUUGAACUAGUCAUCUUCACAGCAUCUGUUGGCAUGUACGCGGAUCUGGUUGUCGACAAAAUAGACCCCAAGAAUCGCUUCACUUGGAGGCUGUAUAGAGAAUACUGCACGUAUUUGAACGGCACUUACGUAAAGGAUUUGUCUCUUCUGGGCCGAGACCUUUGCAAUGUGAUCAUCGUGGACAACUCCACGCAAGCGUACUUGUGGCACGCUGAAAAUGCUAUUCCCAUCACGAGCUGGAUCGAUGAUCCUCACGAUACAGAGCUUAUCGAUAUAAUACCCAUAUUGUCCUCCCUUGCAAUGGUCAAGGAUAUAAGGCCUGUUAUCCGCGACGCUCUGCUUAAUUUGGGUUAG
Molecule: messenger RNA, 963 nt
Organism: Cyclospora cayetanensis
Lineage: Eukaryota; Apicomplexa; Conoidasida; Eucoccidiorida; Eimeriidae
Product: CTD small phosphatase-like protein 1
Exons: 10
Coding region: 1-963 (320 amino acids)
Molecular function (GO): phosphoprotein phosphatase activity
Source: RefSeq, a predicted model, not a curated record